Molecule: messenger RNA, 1519 nt
Organism: Parasteatoda tepidariorum (common house spider)
Lineage: Eukaryota; Metazoa; Arthropoda; Arachnida; Araneae; Theridiidae
Product: SEC14-like protein 3
Cellular component (GO): cytoplasm
Source: RefSeq, a predicted model, not a curated record
CGACCUUGGCGAGAAAAGAAAAAACCGAAAAAGAAUAAGAAUGUUAAGUAACACCUUACCUAUUUAUCUACUAUAAAAUAACUGCACUUGUUCAAGAGUUAGAUAUGUUGUUUAUCUUCACUCUCACAAAAUAACACACAACUUUACUCUAAGAUUUCUGAGAGGAAAUUUGUCUUCCAAAAACUGUAAAAUUGAGAUUGAAGGUGAAAACGCAUUAAAUUAAAUUUCUUCCCCGAAUAGAAAGUGACAAAAUGUUAAAAGUAGAACAUAUUACGGAAGAAGAGAAGAGUAAAAUUAGAGAGCUCAAGAGCGUAAUAGAUCACGAGCUUACACCGGAUUUAGUCGAAGAUAAAUCCUUAUACUACCGCUUUUUGAAAGCGAGAGAUUUUAACUUAAAACAUGCUGAAGCUCUUCUAAGAAAGCAUUUAUCCGACAGAAAAACUUAUCUGGGAGAAAAUUUCAAGGAUUAUUAUCCACCUGAGUAUAUCAAGGAGUAUUUACCUUUAAGUUUCGUUUGUUUUGAUAAAGAAGGCUCUGUAGUUCUGUAUUUAGAUUUAGGGAGAACGGAUCCUAGAGGGCUGCUUUCCUUGUUCACUUUCAAACAGCUUGUUCAGUUUGUUGCAUUCAAUUUGGAAGAAAAUUUUAGAUUAAUGACUAAAGAGAGCAUAAGGCGGGGAAAAUCUGUAACGAAGUUCUGUAUUAUAUUAGAUAUGGAUAAACUGAAUCUAUUUAAUGCCACAUUUAAAAAAGGCAUAGAAACUUUAAUCAAUGGUUUUCAAUUAUAUCAAGAUAACUAUCCAGAAAGAAUGAAAUCAGUUUACAUCAUUAACGCAUCCUUCUAUUUCUACUUAGGAUAUCCUCUAAUCAAAGCUAUUCUUGCAAGUGUCUUACUUCAGAAAAUACACAUUUUUGGCAAAGAUGGCUGGAAAGAGGUCCUUCAAGAAAAUAUUGAUGGCGAAGUCCUACCAGCGUUCCUCGGAGGUAAUCGGUCAGAUCCGGAUGGCAAUCCGUGGUGUACCUCUUUCCUUGUCUUUGGGAAGAAGGUUCCAGAAGAAUUAUAUUCUAAGAAGAAAAAAUCUAUUGUCAGUGAAAAGGGUGUGAAAAAGUUGACUAUUAAUAGGUUUUCGUCUUCUGAAAUUAUGUUACAUAUUUACGAGGAGAAUACGUGUAUUGAGUGGGAAUUCGAGACUAAAGUGAAAGACAUUGGUUUUGGACUGUACUACAAAGACAGUUCCAAGGAAAAUUCUAGAAUAGAAGAACUUAUUCCGAAACAAAGAAUAGACACAAUGCUGUCGUCUGAAGCAGGAGUUUACAGUUGUAACAGAAUUGGAACAUAUAUUAUUGUUUUUGACAAUUCUUACAGCUGGAUAUAUUCGAAAGAACUCUACUACCGAAUCCGAUUGAAAAAGCCAAAGAUGAUCAAUUAAGAUUCUUUAUUUACUUUUAUAUUUACUUUUUACAUACUUAUAAAUAUUUACAUUAACUGUUAUGUUUAUCAACUAAUAAAAAUAAUUCAAAA